Lolium perenne is the source of this 1390-nucleotide messenger RNA. The record is from RefSeq and is a predicted model, not a curated record. Lineage: Eukaryota; Viridiplantae; Streptophyta; Magnoliopsida; Poales; Poaceae.
AGGCCAUGAUUUCAGCUGCGCCUGCGCUGCACUCAGCGACACUGGAGGCGAAAAGGCAGCCGAGCAAACAGGCUCCUCUCCCACUCCUCAGUCCCCUCCCCGCGCAGUCCCUCGCACUCGCAGGUCGCAGUCUCGCAAAUCUCCCGUUCCCCGGUCCGCUCGUUGGUGCUCAUGACUCGUGAGCAUGGUGGUGCUACAUGAUACAACAGGGAAGAAGAAGGAGGCGGUUGUGUGCUAUAUGGAUGCCCCUGCACCGUACGCAAUCGAAGAAAAUUUUGGGGGAUGCUUCUUUGAAGAUGAUGUUGAUCUUGCACUAGUUCUUCAAGAUCAGGAAAUAGUAUAUCAAUUACUCCAAGGAAAUGAUGUUAGUGGUUCAUCUAGGACUCAUUCUUAUCCUAGUUCUAGUUGUGGUCAUCAGCGGACAUCGGGUGAACCAAAAUUAAGAGGAGCUGCAAAUUAUGAGUCACAGCUAGCUGUCGAUGAAGCUUUAGCUAGAGAGUUGCAAGAGAUAGAAGACCAAAUUUCUAAUACAUCAAUUGGUGGCAAUAUCUUAAAAGAAGGAAGAAAGCCAGUACGUUCUUCAACACCCAACCAUGGCAAUACUUCUGCAAGCAGAACUCCUCAGGUAGUAACAGAGGAUAGCGUCGAUCCUGACAAUAUGACUUAUGAGGAGCUGCAGCAAUUAGGGGAAACUAUUGGUACACAAAGCAAAGGUUUGCCAGAAGAUGUGAUAGCACUCCUCAAGUCUUCAACAUACAAAAUUAGGAUAUUCUCAAGAAAGGAAAAACACGAUGAAUGUGUGAUAUGCUGUAUGGCUUACAAGAACCGAGAUAAGCUGACUACAUUGCCCUGUGCGCAUCAGUACCAUCAAACUUGUGUCGCCAAAUGGUUGAAGAUCAAUAAGGUAUGCCCCGUUUGCAACAAGGAGGUUUUUGGGUCAUAAAAGCGAAGAUUGCAGAUUCAUCUGAUGGUCAGCGUCUACGUGGUCAAGAGGUGUUGUGUUACUGGCAUUGUGCAUCACUUCAUUAGCAUGCUACCUGGUUGCGAAAAAUGCAAGACUAACAAGAGUUUAUGUUUUCGUUCAGCAAAAAUAAACAGGUUGGUGCUUAUGUUCUGGAUUUCUCACUGUCAUAAGACUAACAAUAGUCGCUGGAACUUCCCACAUGUCCCAGACGUGUUGCCUCACUGCAUGUAACCAUAUUGUAGAGCAUUGUAACCAUAUUGUAGUUUUUCACUGCUGGUGACUACUAUUAGAUCCGCCAUGCUUCAUCUGGGCUAGAAUUUUCCACAGGCCGCAUUAUUGUCUUGUUCCAUGGCCAUGAUAAAUUGCGCUCUGAUGGAAUCUGACUUGUCUGGUCUGGGAAUAACAAGAGCCUUAAGAUUCCACGCA